Messenger RNA from Rhipicephalus sanguineus (brown dog tick), 6235 nucleotides. RefSeq names its product collagen alpha-2(IV) chain-like. Gene Ontology annotation, cellular component: collagen trimer. Gene Ontology annotation, molecular function: extracellular matrix structural constituent. The record is from RefSeq and is a predicted model, not a curated record. NCBI's taxonomy places the organism in Eukaryota, Metazoa, Arthropoda, Arachnida, Ixodida, Ixodidae.
CUUCGAGGAGCGGAAGAGGCACUCUCUCGCCGCCGGCGGAGCAUGGUGGCCCGUCGCUGACUGGGCCGACAGCAGCGAGAGGAGCUGUCUCACAGCGGGGCUGCCAGCGCGGCCGCUGCUCGGUAGUGCGCCGCUAAGACACAGACACGCAGCGUUCGCUCAGAGAACACGCGGUCUCUCAGUAAAAAAGCCACAGGGCCUGCGCACGGGGGAGGGAGCGCGACAACCAGCGAGCGCGCGAGACCAUGCCGAGCCCCCCCGGCAGGGACAAAGGCGCUCGGCCGCGGCUGACCGCUGCCGCAUCUGCACUCGGCCUCAUACUCGUCCUCUUACUCCACCUGCCGUCCGGCGCCGACGCUGCGGCGUGCAAAGGGUGCUCUAUCCAGCCAUGCCUGUGCAAAGGUGAAAAAGGAGCCGUGGGCCACCCUGGGCUUCCCGGAUCGCCGGGCACCGAGGGAUCGCCAGGAGACCUUGGUCCCCUGGGACCGAUUGGUCGCCGAGGCGAACGAGGUUUGACCGGAGACACCGGAGCCAUCGGACCCAAAGGAAUUCGAGGUGAACCAGGGGCACCAGGAUUCCCAGGCAGGCCAGGUGCACCGGGAAAACCAGGUCUCGAUGGGCUGUUUGGAGAGCCGGGAAUACCGGGAUGCAACGGAAGCAAGGGUCUACUCGGACCCCAUGGUCCAGCCGGUGGCUGGGGACCGCCAGGACCACGUGGUCCUCGCGGAAACUACGGACCCAAGGGUUUGCCUGGAGAUGGUGGGAUAAACUCCCUUGGAAUUCGUGGAGACCCAGGAGACGACGGAAGACCGGGCCCUCAGGGCGCACUUGGUUUCCCAGGUUUUCAUGGCGAGAAAGGUGUUCGAGGAGACAGUGGACCAGCGGGAAGACCGGGCCCUCCAGGAGCGCCAGGUCCCAAAGGUGUCCAGGGUGAUGACGCGCAAGGCGACAAGGGACCUAAGGGAGAGCCAGGUCUUCCUGGAGAUAGAGGUGCUCCUGGUGACUCCUAUUUCGCUGCUGGGUUGCCAACAGUUCUACAAAUCCCCGGUGACAGAGGACCAAAGGGUGAAAAGGGAGAUGUUGGAAGCAAAGGUGAACGUGGAUCACGCGGAGUGGAUGGAGAAGCCGGCCUGCCUGGCAGCGACGGAUUCAAGGGAGAAAAAGGAGACUUAGGCGAGGAAGGUCCAAGGGGCAAAAGGGGCAAAGAGGGGCUCGAGGGUCCGGCCGGAGAUAAAGGACAGAAAGGAGAACCAGGAUUCACGGGAAUUGAUGGUGGCGCCGGUGACACGGGAGAAGCGGGAGAGAAAGGAAGGCCCGGAAAUUACGGACGACAAGGACCACCGGGCCCACCGGGACCGACCAUAGCGAUCGGAUCGCCCAUACCCGGUCCCAGGGGCCCCCAAGGAGCACCUGGUGACACGGGUCUACCUGGACGAGACGGAGAAAAGGGUGCCACUGGUCCCAUGGGCUACCGUGGUACAGUAGGUGAACCAGGCAUACCAGGAGAAGCAGGAGCAGCUGGACCUCGAGGACUUGCCAUCAAGGGCGAGCCAGGAGAGGACGGUUAUCCGGGAUUGCCAGGCCUGCAGGGUCAGCAAGGACUUCCAGGGCCUCAAGGCCCGGUAGGAGAUAAGGGCCAACCGGGUCUCACAGUAAUCGGCGCUCCCGGAGAAGAUGGCCGUCCGGGAAGAGAUGGACGACCGGGCAUUCCUGGUGUACGCGGAGAUCCCGGACCACCAGGUGACCAGGGCACACCUGGUCGUGGCGUGCCAAGGCCUGGCCCCGAUGGACCCAUAGGUCUACGUGGACCACCGGGUGACCAAGGAAUUCCUGGUCGGCCGGGUAUCCCGGGUGCAGAUGGCCGUCCGGGACCCAGAGGUGACGACUGCGGCUACUGCCCACCGGGUAUACCUGGAGAUCGUGGCGCACCUGGAGAAGACGGCCGCCCUGGCCCCGAUGGCUCAACGGGAUUCCCCGGAACUACGGGUCCGUCUGGAGUGAAAGGUGACAGAGGCUAUCCUGGUGCUCGAGGCAUCCCUGGCCUACCGGGUCGAGACGGAGAACCCGGCUGGGACGGACAGAAGGGCGAGAAAGGCUUACCGGGCGAAUUCAUCUUUCCGCCGGGCCCGCUACCGCCGGGCUCCAUCAAAGGCGAGAAGGGCGAACCCGGAGACUACGGACCUAGGGGCCUGUCUGGUCGCGAGGGCAACCCUGGACCCAUGGGCCUGCCUGGAAUAGGGGGACCCAAGGGAGACCCGGGCGACUUCGGAGACCCUGGUUACCGCGGCUCUGACGGCCAGGAAGGCUUUCCUGGUCUUGCUGGUCGCAAGGGAGAAGCCGGAGACGCCUACUUCGGCGAGAAGGGAGACGACGGCGAGCCAGGAGAGCCCGGAGACAUGGGACCCACCGGACCGCCCGGAGAAAUGGGUGACCCCGGACUGCCCGUAAACAUUCCGGACUCCCUGAUACACUUGACGGGACCAAAAGGUGAACCAGGAUUUCCUGGCCCGAAUGGCCGAGAGGGACCAAAAGGCGACAAAGGAUCGCCCGGCUACAACGGCUUGCCCGGGCGGCAGGGAGAGAAGGGAGACCACGGCACACCGGGCUACUCCCAACAAGGACCCGAAGGUCUUAAGGGUUACCCGGGUCUCGCCGGAGACCAAGGACCUUCCGGUCGCCGUGGUGCCCCUGGAACGAGCGGAGAACGCGGCUACGAUGGACGUCCUGGCCCGAAGGGUGCUCGAGGACGGCCUGGCUCGGGCAAGGGCACAGGACCGCAGGGCCUGCCGGGUAUUCUGGGUCUAAAGGGCGAGCAGGGCCAGCCUGGAUACCCUGGAGCUCCUGGUCCUGCUGGACAGCCAGGAUUCGCCGGAUUGAAGGGACAAACAGGUGAACCGGGCUAUGUCGGAUACCCCGGACCAAAAGGAGUGAAGGGUGACGCUGGCGAUGCUGGAAUCGGGACGCAAGGGCCCCCUGGACCUCCUGGAUACGACGGCCAGAAGGGAGAACGAGGCGUACCCGGCCUUCCGGGCACUGACGGUUCCCCCGGGUUUCCCGGACUAAAGGGAGAAGCGGGAGCAGCGGGCGCACCAGGACCACGGGGCCGCGACGGCCAACCCGGCACCCGGGGACAGCCAGGAACGCCGGGUCUCGAAGGAUACCCGGGCUCACCAGGCCGAAAAGGCGAGGCUGGAGAUUUUGGUUCACCUGGCUGGGACGGACUUGCCGGAGAGCCAGGAUACCCUGGGCUUAAAGGAGUCAAAGGAGAGCGGGGCCUAAGUGGACUGCCCGGAUAUCAGGGUCUUCCUGGCAGGCCGGCUUCCGGUGAACGUGGAGAAGCCGGAUACCCGGGUCUUCCGGGUCUGAAGGGAGACAGGGCUCUACGAGGAAUUCGGGGUGACGACGGCUACCCAGGACCCGACGGUCUGCCUGGUCCAAAGGGUCCGGUCGGAUUCCCUGGUCUUCCUGGAAGGAAGGGAGAGCGCGGAGAGCCAGGCCGAGCACUGGGCGCGCCAGACGGACUACCGGGAGAACCGGGACCCAGGGGCUACGACGGAUUCCCCGGCCUGGCUGGAUUAAAAGGCGAAGCCGGAAACCCUGGACUCCCCGGCCCUCGUGGAUUAGACGGAGAACCAGGAUUCCCGGGCGUUGCAGGCCUCGACGGCGCGAACGGUUUUCCAGGACUCCCCGGUCUCCCUGGCCCUGACGGAUUCCCAGGCCUUCCAGGAUUCCCUGGCUUAAAGGGCGACCCCGGCUUUGAUGGACGCCCAGGCGCCGCUGGUCCGCCGGGUCCACCAGGUCUUCCUGGACCUCCGGGUUUUGACGGCAAACCAGGAAUCAAGGGAGAAACAGGAGAGCCCGGAUAUCCCGGUCUUUCGACGUUCGAGAUCAGUAAGGGAGACAAAGGAGAGCCGGGCCGACCGGGACUGCCCGGGUCACGAGGCGCUCCCGGUGACGACGGCUACCCAGGCCUUAAAGGCGCGAAGGGCCAGGUCGGUGAGCCCGGUUUCGACGGCGCGCCGGGCAUUGCGGGAAGACCCGGCCCCAAAGGAUACCCAGGCGACCCUGGGCCCCCUGGAAUGGAUGGAGCACCCGCUACCGACGUCUACCCAGGACCAAAAGGAGACGAAGGAAUUCCCGGACCGCCUGGUUUCCCCGGUAUCCCGGGACUCAAAGGUGAAGCAGGAGAACCAGGACCAGAUGGACCAGAUGGACCGCCCGGCUAUCCAGGUGUCGCCCCGAUCGGCUUCAAGGGUGAACAAGGAGACGCAGGAGUGAGCGGCCUUCCAGGCACCCCCGGCCAAAUAGGUUCUCCGGGACAGCCUGGUUACCCCGGCAUCCCAGGAUCGAAGGGUAUCCGAGGCGAUGACGGUUUUCCGGGGCCUGUUGUUCCCGGACCACCGGGAUUACCAGGGCCGAGGGGACAAGACGGCCAGCGAGGCUACAAAGGCGAAAAGGGGGCGCCUGGAGAAUCCGGAUUCUCUGGUUUCCCUGGACUCAAAGGCGAGAGAGGUGACGACGGAUUGCCCGGACCUCCAGGAAGGCCCGGUGUAAACGGCACAAAGGGUGCUAAAGGACAACGUGGCAGUAGCGAUGGUCCAGUCGAUUAUAGGCCUCAAGGUUUCCCAGGAGAACCAGGCUACCCAGGAGCCAACGGAUUACCAGGUCUGCCCGGCGACCAAGGUUUCCCGGGAGUCAACGGCGAACCAGGAGACAACGGGCUUCCGGGAUUCCCGGGACUUCCGGGCUACUCUGGCCCCCGAGGUCUUCCGGGCGACGAAGGAUUCCAAGGACUACCAGGCUUCCCCGGUACGCCAGGCACUCCGGGACGUCCAGGAAAUCGUGGUCCUCCAGGUGGUCCCGCCAGGUCCCGAGGCUACUUCUUCACCAGGCACAGCCAGACGUCGCGAAUUCCGGAAUGUCCCAGAGGCACUCAUCCGCUCUGGUCUGGCUAUUCUCUCCUCUACAUUCUCGGGGAUGAGAAAGCCCACGGCCAAGACUUGGGAAGCGCCGGAAGCUGCUUGCGGAGAUUCAGCACGAUGCCGUUCCUGUUCUGCAGCUUGAAUAAUGUUUGCAACUUCGCAUCGAGGAACGACUACAGCUACUGGCUCAGCACUCCGGAACCAAUGCCCAUGGCAAUGACACCAAUUGUGGGAAGAGACAUCCAGAAAUACAUCAGCCGAUGCAGUGUCUGCGAGUCUUCCACGCAAGUCAUAGCCAUACACAGCCAGACUUUGGAGGUACCAGAGUGCCCUGAAGGCUGGGAUGGCGUUUGGUCUGGCUACAGCUUCUUCAUGAACACCGACUCGGGAGCAGAGGGCAGCGGCCAGCCCUUGGUUUCACCAGGUUCCUGUCUCGAAGAGUUCCGACCUAAUCCCUUUAUUGAAUGUCAUGGUCAUGGCCGGUGCAACUACUACACCACGGCCUUCAGCUACUGGUUGGCAACAAUCGAACGACACGAUAUGUUCAGACCACCAGACCCACAAACGCUCAAGGCGGGUGAUCUGAGAACACGAGUUUCUCGCUGCAAAGUUUGCAGGCGGCAGGUUAUUGUCCCUUGAGCAAUUUUUUUUUUUUUUUUACUGUGUUCAACUGCCUUGUUCACCAGCUCGACCUUUUCUCCAGCAACAAGAAUUGGGGGGGGGGGGGGGAAACUCAUGCAGAGGGUGACUGCUUUUUAAAGAACACAGCAAAAUUGUUUUGUUGGACUUGUUAGUUUCAUGUUAACUUACACAUAAAGGCCUUGUGUUGCUUAUGUUCCUUUGUUUUGCAUUUAUAGUACUCAUAAAAACUGCCAGUGAGUGUGCCUGCAUUAAGCCAAGAGCCAGAUAUGUUGCGUACUAUGUGUUGUAGCAAAAGCCUUUUCAUCAGAGCAAGUUGAAGCUAGUCACACCGUAACUUUGCUGCACCACUGGUUACGUAAAGGAGUGACAACAAGGACAAGGAAACCAAUAUGUAUAUAAAUAUUCAGCCUGCAGGAGAACAAGGCAAUGCAGGCCAUCAAUCUAGAUGCUGAAAAUGUGCCAGCAAUCAAGCAAUGGCAUUAGUAUGUUGCUGACACUUUUUUCUUCUUUGUGUGCGUCUGACUGUCAACACUGCCAAUUUGCUGUUUACAGUAGAAGAAUGCAAGACAUCAUUCACCACUUUUGUUUUUCAAGAAAAUUCCUUUUUGUUGUUGAUUCUUGUGCUAUAUUCUGCAUAUUUGUUAAUAAAACAUUUCAAAGUCCCUGUGCAA